Thlaspi arvense is the source of this 1533-nucleotide messenger RNA. NCBI's taxonomy places the organism in Eukaryota, Viridiplantae, Streptophyta, Magnoliopsida, Brassicales, Brassicaceae. The record is from the annotation of a GenBank genome assembly.
AUGGGUUUUGAAACGACAGACGUAAAUCCCACGGAUCAAGAUUUCAACCAAAACUCAAGAACAUCUUCAAGAAAAAGAAGAUUGCGUCGCUGUAGAAGCGCUCCUCGUGAUGGUGAUUGUGUGUACAAUAAUGAUACCAAAAUCGAUGAACCACCUUCUAGUCCAAGUAACAUCCCAGUCUUCAACGAUCUAAACCCGAGUCUCAAACGAGUGAUCAUGUUCUUGGGUUUAUACCUAACCAUUGGUACUCUCUGUUUCUACCUCGUGAGAAACCAGAUCUCCGGUCAUAAGACCAACGGUGUCUUAGAUGCCGUCUAUUUCUGUAUAGUGACGAUGACAACCGUUGGAUAUGGUGACCUUGUCCCUAAUAGUUACACCUCAAGGCUACUCGCUUGUGCCUUUGUCUUCUCGGGGAUGGUCCUCGUGGGUCACCUUUUAAGCAGAGCAGCUGAUUAUCUAGUGGAGAAGCAAGAGAGUUUGCUUGUUAGGGCUUUUCAUUUGCGCCAAAUCUUUGGUCCAACAGAUAUUCUCAAGGAGUUGCGUACUAACAAGUUGAGGCGCAAAUGCUAUGUGACAUUCUUUGUCCUUGUGUUCCUCUUCCUUGUCGGUACGUUCUUCCUUGUGACGGUUGAGAAAAUGCCGGUUCUUCAAGCUUUCUAUUGCGUGUGUUCCACGGUUACGACGUUGGGUUACGGCGAUAAGAGCUUUAGCUCGGGGACAGGGCGGCUUUUCGCUGUGUUUUGGAUCUUGACGAGCACUAUAUGUUUGGCUCAGUUUUUCCUCUAUGUGGUUGAGCUAAGAGCAGAUACCAAACAGAGGGCGUUAGUGAAAUGGGUUUUAACACGGAGAAUCACAAACAAUGAUCUUGAAGCAGCUGAUCUCGAUGAAGAUGGAAUCGUUGGAGCUGCAGAGUUUGUUGUAUAUAAACUGAAAGAGAUGGGGAAGAUUGAUGAGAAAGAUGUUGAUGGGAUAAUGGAAGAGUUUGAGCAGCUCGAUGACGAUGAAUCUGGAACUCUGACGACUUCUGACAUCGUUUUAGCUCAGACGACUUCACAGAUCAGCUCUUCUGGUUCUCCAUUAUUCACAAGGAGUGAUCUCGUAGCUGCUGAUAUCGAUGGAGAUGGAGUCGUUGGAGUUGCAGAGUUUAUUGUAUAUAGACUGAAACAAAUGGAUAAGAUUGAUCAGAAAGAUAUUAUUGGGAUAACAAAAGAGUUUCAGCAGCUCGAUUAUGAUGAAUCCCGAACUCUCACAAAUUCUGACAUUGAUCUUGCUCAGAUCCAAAGCUCUGCUUCACCAUUAUUCACAAAGAAUGAUCUGGAAGCAGCUGAUCUAGAUGGAGAUGGAGUGGUCGGAGCUGCAGAGUUUCUUGUAUAUAGACUGAAACAAAUGGAGAAGAUUGAUCAGGAAGAUAUGAUUAGGAUUAUGGAAGAGUUUGAGAAACUCGAUCAUGAUGAAUCUGGAGCUCUGACGAGUUCUGACAUCGAUCUUGCUCAGAAGACGACAUUAUCAUCAUCAUCAUCUUUCAAAGACUAA